Chondrus crispus (carragheen) is the source of this 2233-nucleotide messenger RNA. RefSeq lists its product as hypothetical. The transcript has 2 exons. Gene Ontology annotation, cellular component: cytoplasm; nucleus. Gene Ontology annotation, biological process: protein import into nucleus. The record is from RefSeq and is a predicted model, not a curated record. Lineage: Eukaryota; Rhodophyta; Florideophyceae; Gigartinales; Gigartinaceae. Gene Ontology annotation, molecular function: nuclear import signal receptor activity. The coding region runs from base 1 to 1962 and encodes 653 amino acids.
AUGGUUUACUCGUCGUUCGAAAAGGAAACGAUAGAUGCCGCGGCUGGUCCUGACGACCUGGUUCCCGAUAGGCCCGAGGACAUGCGGCCUCGUUUUCAUCAGCCGAAAUUCCGCGACACUAACGGUAACGCAGGUGCAAUGGAGGGUGAGGUGGAUCAUGCCUUGAAAGGAAGUUCUCCCGAAGCAAUGUAUAAUCCGCGCACCAACGAGAAUAUCAUGAAUGGGAGCAGCCGGGUGCCUAUGGGUGCUGUAGAGGGGGUGAAGGGAGCCCAAGAUGGCUUUGGUAACGAUUCUCAUGAUGGGGGAAAUGAUGAUGAUGACGAUGAUGACGGAGAGGGUGGAUAUGAAGAUCGUGACGCUGAUGGCACAGAAUGGAAUCUAAGAAGGGGUUCAGCAGCCGCCCUGGACAGCUUGUCCACUCUUUUUGCGGACGAACUCUUAGAUGCGCUCCAGCCGGUAUUGCAAGACAAGCUAACUGAUGGAGAGAACUGGGAACAGAGGGAGUGUGGGGUCCUGGCGCUGGGUGCAAUUGCAGAGGGUUGCUACGGCGGAAUGUCACAUCAUAUGCGCAAUAUUUUCCCUUUUCUGAUGCGUCUAGCAUCAGAUUCACAUUACAUGGUACGGUGUAUAAGUUGUUGGACGCUCUCUAGAUACGCCAAAUGGAUAAUCAGCGAGCACGAUGACGCGUCGUAUCAACAGCUGCUGAAAUUACUGCUAGACCGUAUGCUUGACCGAAAUAAGGUUGUUCAGAAAGCUUCUUGCUCUGCGUUAGCCACACUCGAAGAGGAAACAGGCCCUCUGUUGACGUCUUACUUGACGCCAAUACUCCGUACUUUGAAAGUCGCAUUUGAAAGAUAUCAACAGAGUAAUCGCAUUGCGCUUUAUGAUGUUGUAUGUGGUCUCGCGGAUGCUGUAGGCAGCGAACUUGCCAUUCCUGAUUACCUGAAUAAGCUAAUGCCUUUACUAAUUUCGCAGUGGAACUCAGUUGGCGACACACAUCUUUCCAUGCUCCCGAUUCUAGAGUGCCUGGGAGUCGUCUUUCGCUCGAUUGGCGUUCGCUCACAACAAUUUGCUGCAAACAUUUUUUCGCGUUGUGCUAAUAUUAUGGAUAUAGUAUAUUCAAGAGAAUCGCACGGAGAACGGGAUGAUGCGCAUGUAGAGUUUCUAAUAAGCUCUCUCGAUCUCAUGUGCAGCCUCGCUGAAGCGCUUGGUGCCAGUGUGGACCCAUUCGUUGCGAAAAGCGGAAACGGAGCGAAACCACUUCUGCCGUUACUUUUCGUGGCAAUGAGAGACAACCGAGCAGAAGUUCGACAGAGUGCAUUUGCGCUUUUAGGCGAGUUGGCGCGCGCGAGGAUCCCGUCCUUAAUUCCUGCGUUGUCUGAAUAUGUUAAGUUUUCAGUGGAUGCCUUGGAUCCUGAAUAUAUGUCGGUAUCUAACAACGCUACAUGGGCCCUCGGUGAGUUAAUCAUGAUGGCUGGUUUCCUUCCUCCGAACGUACCAAUCGAUCGAGAAACAAUUCAAAGGGUGUUGUUGGAGAGAGCGGUGGAUCCCUUGAUUCUUGUGGUCAACUCAACACAACUGAACAAGACUCUACUAGAAAAUUCCGCUAUAACGCUUGGGCGACUGGGGCUUGUCAUGCCAGAUGCGAUGUCUGUUCGUUUGGGAGUAUUUGCGAAGGCUGUCUUCUCUCAUUUGCGAAAUAUUCGGGAUGACGUGGAUAAGGAGCAGGCGUUUCACGGAAUGAACAGUAUGGUUAGAGUGAAUCCGGGGGCCGUCCUUGAGUGUUUCGUGUACUAUGUUGACGCGAUAGCGAGUUGGUACCAAUGCAAACCAGACCUUGAAAUGGAAUUUGCAACCAUUCUUGGAGGGUUCAAGACAUCUCUCGGGGAUCGGUGGGCAGGAUUGUGUAAGACAUUGCCACCAACCCUCCAAAAACUACUGAAGGAACGCUUCAGGCUAUAGCACGGCUGGAUGCCGUGAUUUGAUGUACGGUAGUCAAAAGUACGUGCAUGUGUAGAGGCAGAGCCUCAAAGGGUGUGAGUUUGGCAAUUUCCACGCCGCCUAAGUAACUAGCUCUGUUCUUGACGUGGUAGUUUUGAGUAAUUUUCGGUGGGAGAAGAAGCUUGCGACGAAUGCCUCGGCCCGGUACAAUAUUCGAUAUGUAGACGAUGUACAGUAGAAGUUGGGAAUGAUUCCCAGUAAAACCAUUGCACAAAGCAUUUACCUCUGAAAA